CACGGCGCCGGCGGAGGUGGAGGGCUAUGCCGGGCGGCCCGCAGCCGGCCCUCCCGCGGCGGUGGCUGCAGUCCGCGGCGGCUCUCCCGUGACCGGUGGCCCGCGCUGAUCGGCGGGGCGGCGGGCGCCAUGUGGAGCGGCCGCAGCUCCUUCACCAGCCUGGUGGUGGGCGUGUUCGUGGUGUACGUGGUGCACACCUGCUGGGUCAUGUACGGCAUCGUCUACACCCGCCCGUGCGCCGGCACCAGCAACUGCAUCCAGCCCUACCUUGCGCGGCGGCCCAAGCUGCAGCUGAGCGUGUACACGACCACGCGGUCUAACCUGGGUGCCGAGAACAACGUCGACCUGGUCUUGAACGUGGAGGACUUCGACGUGGAGUCCAAAUUCGAGAGGACAGUCAACGUUUCUGUUCCAAAGAAGACGAGGAACAACGGCACGCUCUACGCCUACAUCUUCCUGCAUCACGCAGGGGUCCUGCCCUGGCACGACGGCAAGGAGGUGCACCUGGUCAGCUCCCUGACCACCUACAUGGUGCCCAGGCCGGAGGAAGUCAGUCUGCUCACCGGGGAGCCUGCCGCCCAGCAGGUGGAGGCGGAGCAGAAGCCAUCGAGUGCCCUGGACGAGCCGGUGUCUCACUGGAGGCCCAGGCUGACCCUGAACGUGAUGGUGGAGGACUUCGUCUUCGACGGGUCCGCGCUGCCUGCCGACGUGCACCGCUACAUGAAGAUGGUCCAGCUGGGGAAGACGGUACAUUACCUGCCCAUCCUGUUCAUCGACCAGCUCAGCAGCCGCGUGAAGGACCUCAUGGUCAUAAACCGCUCCACCACGGAGCUGCCGCUCACCGUGUGCUACGAGAAGAUCUCGCUGGGCCGGCUGCGCUUCUGGAUCCACAUGCAGGACGCCGUGUACUCCCUGCAGCAGUUCGGGUUCUCCGAGAAGGACGCUGACGAGGUGAAGGGGAUCUUUGUGGACACCAACCUGUACUUCCUGGCACUGACCUUCCUCGUGGCCGCCUUCCACCUGCUGUUUGACUUCCUGGCGUUUAAAAACGACAUCAGCUUCUGGAAGAAGAAGAAGAGCAUGAUCGGGACGUCCACCAAAGCAGUGCUCUGGCGCUGCUUCAGCACCGUGGUCAUCUUCCUCUUCCUGCUGGACGAGCAGACGAGCCUGCUGGUGCUGGUCCCUGCGGGUGUCGGAGCCGCCAUCGAGCUGUGGAAGGUGAAGAAGGCGUUGAAGAUGACCGUGGUGUGCAGAGGCCUGUGGCCUGUGUUUCAGUUCGGCACUUACAGCGAGUCUGAGAGGAGGACGGAGCAGUACGACACUGAGGCCAUGAAGUACUUGUCCUACCUGCUGUACCCCCUGUGUGUCGGGGGAGCCAUCUACUCCCUCCUGAACAUCAAGUAUAAGAGUUGGUACUCCUGGCUGAUCAACAGCUUUGUCAACGGGGUCUACGCCUUCGGCUUCCUCUUCAUGCUGCCGCAGCUCUUCGUGAACUACAAGAUGAAGUCGGUGGCGCACCUGCCCUGGAAGGCCUUCACCUACAAGGCCUUCAACACCUUCAUCGACGACGUCUUCGCCUUCAUCAUCACCAUGCCCACGUCCCACCGGCUGGCGUGCUUCCGGGAUGACGUGGUCUUCCUGGUCUACCUGUACCAGCGAUGGCUGUAUCCCGUGGAUAAGAGCAGGGUGAACGAGUUCGGGGAGUCGUACGAGGAGAAGCCCCGGCGGAAGUCCCACGCAGACUGAGCCGCCCGAGCCGCUGGGAGGCUCGAGCGGAACUUCCCAGACUGCAUCUUCUGCGUUGCCAAAACCCCGAGAACGCGCCCCAGCGCCCCACAGCCCCCGCCGGUGACGCCCGCCGGGCCGGCCCGGUUCUCCCUGUGUGAAGUGCUCCUUACGGGAACUCAAGCCUGUGGGAGCGCGCUGCACGUGGACUCUGGGAUCAGCGCUCCUUCCCCAUUUGGUUAAUUUUGUUUUAAAGAGGAAUGUAUGUAUGUUUCUAUUUUAAAGUAAACUUCUCUGACUGUGA
Messenger RNA from Lepus europaeus (European hare), 2029 nucleotides. It is a transcript of the gene CLPTM1L, whose product is annotated as CLPTM1 like. Gene Ontology annotation, cellular component: membrane; endomembrane system. The record is from RefSeq and is a predicted model, not a curated record. The transcript has 17 exons. Bases 130 to 1746 code for a protein of 538 amino acids. NCBI's taxonomy places the organism in Eukaryota, Metazoa, Chordata, Mammalia, Lagomorpha, Leporidae.